Messenger RNA from Chara braunii, 2298 nucleotides. NCBI's taxonomy places the organism in Eukaryota, Viridiplantae, Streptophyta, Charophyceae, Charales, Characeae. The record is from the annotation of a GenBank genome assembly.
GCAUUACUCUCUCCCACCAGAGGAGGCCCUUUCGAACAUAGGGGACUGCGGGCUCCCUGGUUACUGGUUCCACAGUGUGAAGGAGCUGGUAGAUAUGGUGCUAGAGGACUUGUCGGACCUGUACGACGACACUCCUGAUCGUAGACGGGGGACUAUGACAAGAAAGAAGAUUAACAUGGCGCUGGCGUCGUUGGAAGACCUUUCGAGACGGAACAAGGUGAAAGCAUGCAAUGCGUUCAACUCAGGCGAAAUGGCCAAGCACAUCCAGGACCUGCCUCAGGCCAGCCGUUGCAAGACUGACGUUGAUGCAAGUCGGGAUUUUGCUCGCGCUCAAGGGUAUCUGGCAAUGCUGCGAGUGAUAAAGAGCUCCCCACCGAAUUCAGAGUACGUCAAGAUCGCUGCUUCCAUCCUUGCCGGCUUCGCCUCAAGCCUCUCCGUCCUUGCCUGGCAACCAUCUCCAGGAAGAAUCGGAGAAGGUUUCGAUUCACAGCACCGCAUACUCCGAGAUGGUACGGCAAGGACAGACAUGACACAGGGGCAGGAAUGCGGUGAGGUGCAAGUCAGUCAUUGCAUUCCAGGGGGAGACGAAGCAGCUGAAGGAAGAGGCGCCCAGCAGCAGAUAUACUAUAAAAUGCAACUGAGCAAUAGUUUCACCACACUUUGUCCACUGGGGUGGUCUUUGGAGACAGAAAUCCCUGAUUUCCAUGGAGCGGACACUGUCUGGGCGCAGGCCGUGAACUCUGCUCUACGUAGACUGGAAACGGUGGACAUCCUGCUCGACGCUGCAAUCAGAUCGCCGAAUCUGUCAAGCAGCAUAGUGACCGACUGUGUCCGGACUCUAUCCUCUCUCUGGUCCCGAAGGAUGAUCAAGUGGCAUCGAUUCGAUGACGAACUGUUGAACGAUUUCCCUCAGCCUAUGGCCCUGAUCGGCGACUUGGGGAGAGCGGAUGACGUGAGAGCAAAGCUGAAGUUGCUGGUGAAUCGGUUUAGUGAAUUUACUUCUGACUCAAUGAUCACGGCACCGUUCUGCAACCUGCACCUGGCUAAGAUCCUCAUCUCCCAGGGGAUCAGGGAUGUAGACGCACAGGUAGCACAGAUUCUGCUGCAGUGUCUGUGCUACUGGAGGCAAGCUUUAAGCUCCAGGGAGCUCGACUGGUUUGCGUGCGAGACCAUAGAGACACUGCGGGAUCUGUUUGCAACAUCAACGCAGCAGAUCGCUCUCAAGCAGCAAAUCUGGGAGUCUGUAGGUGGGGUCAGUUGCCUUACACUGAUGCUCAAUGCCGAGGUGAGUGUCAGUCGAUCAGUCCGCUUCUUCGAGGAAGAUCACCAAUUCAUGGAUCAUAUGGUGAGGGUUCCGCACAGGAGGGAGAAACCCUGGGCCGAUGACGCUGGCACCCACGCCAAUCAUUGCGCGGCGGCUGCAGCACGACUCUUUGCAGAGCUGAUCAAAUCAAAUGAGGUAUUUGACAUGCUGUCACAGCCGAGAGCCAAUGAGGCAUUUUUCGUGACCUUAUUCAACAGCUUGCAUUCCAAUCUUGAGCUGCAAGUUGAGCUGCAACCCGAGCAGAGGGAAGGAGUAUUGGUUCGCCCAGGUACGCAUGGCUUGAGAACCUCCCCAGCGGAGCGGAACACCAUACUUAGUUCCUUCCUCAAUCAGUUCACAGGCAUGGGGAAUUUUCAUAUCCUUCUAUUCGAAAUCCUUGAAUCUAUAGGAAACCCCGCCUGGCGGCCGGGUUUUGAUUUGUUCAAGGACGCCAUCUUUGCUCCUGCCAUUGCCGGCAAGAGUCCAAAACACCAGCUGGAGCACUUUGAGAGGGCAGUAAACAACCUCCUAGCGAGGGUGUAUGCAGCACGCAUAACCUCUUACGUCAUCCAUCCCUGUGCCCACGAAUCGCAUCAGAACGAUCACAGUUUUGUCUGCCAUCAUCUACUCCGCAUCCUUCUUCCUUCCCUGGUCAAGCAUUUUGUAUUACGUGGACCCUUCCCUACACUGCCGACGUGUCUAGGGCUUGAUGAGUGGCAGAACCGCCUGCAUGAAGAGGCUGACAGCCUGAUUGCCAAGGUGCUCGUCAAGGUUGUCCUGUGUCAUGCAUCAGUGCCUACAAGCAGCCCUGUGGCCACUGCCUUAGAGGAUCUCUACCGUUGGGCAACAGAUGUGCACGGGGAGGAUAGGCAAGAGAGCCGAGAUAUCACAAGGCUUGUGGAGCUUGUACAUGGUCUGAAUCCAGGUGAACGUUUCGUGCGCCAACGCCCUCGUCUUCGAUGAUCGGUCGACAGCCGUCAAUUGCCCGCCGUCGU